Molecule: messenger RNA, 7309 nt
Organism: Callorhinchus milii (elephant shark)
Lineage: Eukaryota; Metazoa; Chordata; Chondrichthyes; Chimaeriformes; Callorhinchidae
Product: F-BAR and double SH3 domains protein 2
Exons: 20
Coding region: 81-2309 (742 amino acids)
Biological process (GO): regulation of actin filament polymerization; neuromuscular synaptic transmission
Cellular component (GO): neuromuscular junction; recycling endosome
Molecular function (GO): protein binding
Source: RefSeq, a predicted model, not a curated record
CUCUCCCUCCCUCCCUCCCUCUCUCCUCUACACACACACACACACACGUCCGGAUUUAUGAUUCCCGUCGGAUUUUCGACAUGCAGCCUCCUCCGAGAAAGGUAAAAAUUACUCAAGAACUGAAAAACAUCCAUGCUGAGCAAAUGACUAAACUUCAGACGAAGCAUCAGGGGGAAUGUGACUUACUGGAGGAUAUGAGGACUUUUAGUCAGAAGAGAGCUGCAAUUGAAAAGGACUAUGCUCAGGCUCUACAGAAACUGGCCUGCCAAUACCUGAAGAGAGAAUGGGUUGGAUUAAAGCUUGAUGAAAGGACUGAACAUAGUGGGAAUAUGUAUUCAGUGUGGAAGUCCUACCUAGAAGGAGCAUUACAGGUGGCUCAAUCACGAAUAAUAGCCUCUGAAAACUAUAGAAACCAGAUCUCGGAGCCUGCCAAGAUUGUAAAAUCCAUUAAGGAACAACAGCUGAAAAAGUAUAUUGAUCAGCUGACUAGGAUCCAGGCUGAAUUCCAGGAGACUGUGAAGGAUCUGGCCAAGUCUAAAAAGAAGUAUUUUGAGCUGGAACAGAUGGCGCACGCAGCACGGGAGAAAGCUGAUCUAGAAGCCAAGUCCAAACUUAGUCUCUUUCAGUCGAAAAUAAGUUUACAGAAAGCAAGUGUUAAGUUAAAAGCACGACGCAGCGAGUGCAACAUAAAAGCUAAUCAUGCGAGGAACGACUACCUUCUCACAUUGGCAGCUGCGAAUGCACACCAAGACCGUUACUAUCAGAUCGACCUCGUAAACAUGAUGUCGGCUCUGGAUGGAAAUUUCUAUGACCAUCUUAAAGAAUACUUGAUGGUAUUCAGCAGAACGGAACUUGAGGCCUGCCAGUCUGUACAAAACACAUUCCAAUUAUUGGUGGAAGCUUCGAGCAGGGGGUUGCGGGAUUACAAUCUGCAGCUUUUUCUCCAAGAGAAUCCUGUGUUCCAAAAAUUGCAGUCGUUCCAAUUUCAGCCCAGUGACAAUGAUAUGAGUCGGCAAUUGGAGCCUGAAUCGGGAACCACAGAAGAGCACAGUCUUAACAAGGAGGCUCGUAGAUGGGCAACGCGUGUCGCACGAGAACACAAAACAAUCAUCCACAGCCAGAGGACCCUGGAUGAUCUAAAGGCUCAUGGAGUUGUGGUGUCAGAACAAGGGAGAAUUGAACUGGAACAAAAAAUAGAAGAGGCUAAAGAGACUAUUCGGAAAGCUGAGACAGUUAAGCUGAAGGCAGAAGCGCGGCUGGAAUUAUUGAGACAGAUUGGGGUUGCCGUGGAUACUUGGCUGAAAAGCGCCAUGAAUCAAGUGAUGGAAGAAUUGGAAAACGAGCGCUGGGCCAGCCUUCCCUCACUCCCCAACAGUGAGUCUGUACACGUGGGACAUCCAGAUUUAGAGAAGGAUGAUGGUGAGGAGAUGGAGGAGAACAUGGAAGUAUUUGAUGACAGCAGCUCAAGCCCUUCUGGCACAUUGCGCAUGUAUCCACUUACCUGCAAAGUGCUCUACUCUUAUAAGGCAAAUCAGCCGGAUGAGCUCACAAUUGAGGAACAUGAACUCUUGGAAGUAAUUGAAGAUGGAGACAUGGAAGAUUGGGUGAAGGCAAGGAAUAAGGCAGGACAAGUGGGAUAUGUCCCAGAGAAGUACCUGCAGUUCCCGACAUCCAACAGUCUCAUCAGUAUGCUGCAGACUCUGGGCUCAUUAGAUGCACGAUCCCAUUCAUCCAGUAAUUCUACAGAGCCUGAGCUCGUCACUGGGGGCAUUAACGGAGAUUCCAGUGUUUGUUUUGUGAAGGCACUUUAUGAUUAUGAGGGACAGACUGCUGAUGAGCUUUCGUUCCCCGAGGGAGCUGUGAUCAGGAUACUAAAUAAAGAAAACCAGGAAGAUGAUGGGUUCUGGGAAGGCGAGUUUAAUGGACGCAUUGGUGUCUUUCCCUCUGUGCUCGUGGAAGAACUGGCUGGGUCUGAGAACGGUGACUCUCAGUGGAUUGGAGAAGUGCAGGUAUCUCCCUCCUCAAGACCACAGACCAAUCUUCCUCCAUUACCAUUAUAUGAUCAGCCGCCCAACAGCCCCUUGAGUAGUCCAGACAAGACUGGAUCACAGGUCUUCCCCAAGUCACCCUCAGGCACAGAUCCUGAAACCUUGACUUCAGACGUGUCCACUCAUCCAGAACCACACAGAUUCACACCAGAAACUUCAGUGGGAAAAAUCCGACCAGUACGGGCAGCUCCACCUCCACCAAGCCAGCAUCACCGACGGAAACCAGAAAAGACGGAGGAGGUCGAAAUAACCCUGGUGUAACCAAAAAGGAACACCUCCGUGUGUUCAAACAAAGACUGAAUUAUUCAGCGUUUCUGGUCUCCGAUUCCCUGCGUACUCUGUGCCACAUGUGCACUGGAAUUGCCUCGUCGAGGAGCAAUAGCGGACAAAGGAAAAAAGCAGUUAUAAAACAGAUCGUGAGGAGAAUUCUCGUUUCUUUUUUAAAUCAAUAUAUCUUGUGCCUUUGCAACCAACAUCUUUCGUUCCAAUCGUAUCAAAUGGGCCAUAAAGGUUUUUUUUUUAAAAAGAGCGAGAUAUUAACUGGUUGACCAAGCCAACAUUUGUCUGGUCCAACAAAGACCAUUUCUAUUCCAGCCCAGUUUUCAAAGAAGACAUCUAGGACCCAGGCACUGCUUUCUGUCACCAGAUCAACAGAGUCCGGCACUCCUGUUUUCACACACCAAUUGUGCUGUGCAGCGCACAGACCUGGAUUGGAAAGACGUGCUAUUCCAGUAUAAUCCCAAUACCGAACUGUUAUUGCUCUACCAGUGCUGGGGUGUAGGUAGGCUAUUCGUAUCAGUCAAUCACUCAUCAUUGGACCUCGUCUUAUAGAGGCUGAAAAAUAUAAGUACAGCUGAAGGCUUCACGACAGAUCAUCGGUACAGGCGUUGUAGUCAUAGGAUUAUAUUCCAUAUUCAAUAAGAUAUUAAAGCAAGCCGCAAGGUCAUUGAACUUACCUGUAGAAAGUAUCUCCCUAUAGCACAUUAUAAAUGCAUUUAUUCAGCUAUAAUGGCAGUAAUGUUAAUGGACUUGAAGAAUGAAGGGAAUUGGCCCCUCUUGUAAGGACUGAAUGUUUUCUAAGAGAGGCUGGUUCCUCUCCAUAGUUCCAAUGCAAAGAAAGAGAAAAAAAUCAGACAAAGAAGGGAAUAAAUACAAAAAGAUGCCUCUAAACUAUGUUAACUCCAGAUUCUCUUAGUUUUCCAUAAAAGUAAUUGUUUAUGACUAAUAUUUAUGCAAUAAUUCUAGUGAAGAAGAAAAAAAAUUAAACAUCAGUAUGUUUAAAAUCGGAAAUAAUGUAUAAUCCUGUUUCCAGUGAAGCUGUAAGAGCACAAAUGCCCUGUAGUUAAGAGGCAAGGACUUGGUUUGUUUCUGGCAGAUAUGCUUUCCUUGCAUCUAUUUUAAUUUUAAAUAAAACUUUCAAAAUUAUUUCCCCUCAGAUGACCUAUUCGUGUGGUGGUUACUUGUUAACCACAUUCGCUGCUUUCAGAUUUUUUUUUCAUUUAUCUAUCAGCGUUGGCAUUAUACUCCCCACAAAAGUAUUAUAUCGGCAAAACUAAACUGGAAGAUGUGCAUUAUUGGUGAAUACUGCACUUCGUGAAUACAGUGAGCCACUUGAAUUGUAUUGUGUGCAUUAUUCAUCAAGCAAUCCAAGGGAAACCAUUAUGUUUCAGCAGGAUUGCUAUUAUCACAAGAAGACAAGAAAAGUAUGUCCAACGUCACUGACAAAAUGUGUUUAAAGUGACUUGCCAGAGCAAGGUAUAGAUUUCUGGAUUAUGUGCACGAUUCACCUUGAACUCUACAAUUGGGACCUUUCAGACUUGCCAUAUUUAAUGUACUAAAGGUUAAUCAGAAAACUGGAAAACAGGACUGGAAGCUAAGACAGCAUUUAACCUGCUGUAGAUGUCAAACACUAAAUACUCGGCAAAUGUGUCCAACAAAGUGACUAAGAGAAGUCAUGGAGGUAAAUCUAGUUUUAAAGAGAAAACUGCUUUGCACAGUAGAUUCUUGCUGGAUGACCCAAGGUGAUAAACUAAGACAUCAUUCAAACAUGAUGGGUACCGUUUGUUCAAAUACUCAAGUUCUCUUUCACUUCCACCCCCCAAAAUAAAACUGGGAGUGUUGUUAUUCCAAGCUGUUAUCAAUCUUGCGUGCCAGUACUUCUGGAGAAGAAAUUGAGGUUAGCAGUUGUAUUUUUGAUUUCAACUACAGUACUUUAUCAUUUGAUUCGAAUUCUGCAUCUCAGUACUGUUGACAUAGAAAACUGCAGCGUUCAGAUGCUACACUUCUUCCGAUGCUAGUAAUAUUCUUCCAAUAGGUAACUUAAAGACCAACAAAAGAUGUUUUGGUUCGAAUAUGCAGCUAUUUUAUUUUCGUAAGCUUAGAAAACUAUUCUCCCGUAUUCAAGCUGUGGCUGAACACCUGGGAUUUUAACAUUGGUCGGCAAGAUUCAAAAUUGGAUUGCAUUGUUUUACCAAUAAAAGCACUUUCAAUUCAUUACUUAAGCACAUCUUCUAGUUCAUUAUUGUAUAUUAUUUACCGGAUGCUUUUGGAUUCAGUAGCCAGUUGAUUCUUUGUGAUUUUUCUUUUUCCGACAGAUACAUUUCAUCAGUGCAUACUUUAGCUGAACUAACUGUACUCUGUACAGACUAGGUGUAUUACUAGGUUACAACCAUCCAAAUCAUAAUUCAUAUUGCUAAUUAGUAAAGAUACUGUAUCCCACUUAUAUUCGUGGCAACUCCUCAGAAAGCCAAACUUGCAGAGCUGUAGUGCAACCCCACUAGAUGCCAAAGUGAACAUAAUCUGCUGCCUGAGAAGGCAGCUUUUGUUUUCCUUCUCUCGAACCCCAGAAUCACGGACUCUGGCUAGAGAUCACCAUAGUUUUGCUUUCGUUUUCCAUCAUAUCGCUCGUUGGUGUUUUGCGACACAAAUACUCUUUCUCAGAGAGGGGUGAAAAAGAGAAGAGAGAAUUGAUAGUGAGGAAAGUUGUCCUGUCCUGCAGGCAGAUUGUUCUUUUGCUGACCUGCAGCUUUAGCGAUGAUUUUAGAGCAGUCCAUGACUGGUACUGGGGCACCUCCCAGCUCAAGGAACAUAAUGGCCAAACCAGGAAGGCUUAGAAAAGGUUAAAUAUCUGCAGCCUCAAAGACGCACGUGUAAACUACUACUGUUGCAGUUGAACCUUGAUAGAUAGAACUAUGUUUGCUGAUGAUGCCUGAAUCGGAUUUCUUUUUUAAAAGGAAUGAAUGGGAAUAGUAUGUGGGACUUUGUGCUUUGUAUCUGGUAUGUGUUGCUAAUAUUUCCUAACACCUGCAGUUGUUAAUUAAGGAGAAAUUGAGCUCUUUAUGAAGGCUGGUGUAACUUAGAUUUUCUGCACAUCUGUUUGAUAGUUCAAAUUUGAUUUGCGAUUGCAAAGGCAAUCAGGCAUCCCUUAAGGAAACUCGCCAAUCUAGAAUUGGAAAAAUCUGCCUGAGAACGUGUCCUGCUAAAGUGUUCCUACUUACAACAGCCGUGACUUGUGUUCAGAUGUUUCUCCCUUGUUCGAAUCCAGAUUCAUUGCUGGUUCAUCUCAUGGAUGUUUCUGGUGCAGAUUAGCUGCUGAGAGGACCUCUACGACAGUCACUGAACUUCAGAGUUACUCUUUGUUCAGGAAGCACUUUGAGAUGCUUUGACUUGAUGAGCCACAAUAAUCAAUCAGAACUUUUUAUUUGCUUACUCAAUCCAGUCAUCCGAUAUAAAUCAGCUGUGGCACCAGAUAGGUCAUCGACUCAGCCUUUGUGUGGCGCUUGUGUUAGUCGGCAAGGAAUGCAGCUUUGACAUCAAAGUGUGCAGACUGUUCCUAUUCUUCAAAAUGGCCCUUCAUUAUGGAAGAUGCAUGCAAUGAACUAAUUUGGGAAAGAGAUUUUGACUGAAUGUGGCUAGAUUACUAAUGAUUAGUAUUUGAAUCUUUGGUCUCUGAAUAGUAUAAAUAUGACUUUUAUGAUCACUUGGUUGACCAGUCUCAGUUUGCAGAGGGCGAAGUGGUGCAACUUUCUAAAUUAUCCGAGCUAACAACUUUCUGUUCAUAUGUUACCUGGUACUUUUUGAUGAUACAAUGUGCAUUGAUACCUUUCGGGGAAAGCGUGCUGUAGCUGAGAAAAAUAACCGUCUCUUAAAGGCAUCGGUCCAAUUUAUAUUUACAAGUACAGAGCGGGUAAGGUUUUAUAUAUAUAUAUAUAUACAUAGGAAGCAACUGAUGAAAUGGAGGUUAAUGUAAGCAGAUAUAUCGGAUAGACUUUUAAUGCUUCGGAAAAUUGUAGUUGAGUAGAUCAUUGGAGAUUGUCUCCUAAGAUCCACCUAUCAAGAUACUGUAUCUUAAAGACUCAGUUGUGUUUUGAAGUGUUCAACUUCUUCUUUCACUUGGAGAGAUGAGGGUAUUAAAAUUAGAGAGACUGCAGUGUGAAUGUCACAUGGCUUCAAACUAGAUGAACACCUUUUUCAAACCAACUAUUAUUAUUAACCUCUGAGUGCCCAUGUAGAUUUUGGCGACACGUGACGUAGCAGUGACAUAACUCACACUGCACCUUUCUCAGGCGUAGGUCCAAGUACUGCUGAGACCAACACUCAACGUAAAUAAAGAGGUUCAGUUUCCUCACUUUACAGCAGGCUGAGACCCUGUCAGAAGGGCAAGUAACAUUUCAGUGUUUAGAAGAAAGCACAAUGAGGAGGGAAUGAUAACAGGGAAUUUACUAAAAUUCUCCAUAUCCAACAGUAAACUGGUUAUUUAUUUACAACCUUGCUCUCAGAUGUUUUCAUUCCUACUUCACUUAUUCAUUUCUUACUUGUAUCUCCCGAAGUCAUUUUUUUGUUUACUUUGAAAAUGUUUACAGACCGUAUUUUUUUAUAAUCUGAAGAUCUUGCUAUUACCAAGUCAUUAAAUUCAUUUAUAGGAAAGUUACCCUGAUUUCCUUUCAGUCGUUGAUUUGUUUUGCUGGUAUGUUCUUAUUGUAUAUUUCUUCACACGAGUAUUUUAAAACUGCAUUUUUGCUUAUUUUCUUUUCAUAAAACACAUUUUAAGAGCUGCUAAAAGAACAUUUUUUUUGAACUAUUAAGUUUCCUUUUAUCCAAGAAUAUACACAGGACUGGUCCUCCACAUUAUACAUUGUACAGUGUCAGUACUUCAAGCAGAGAAAGCAAAUGUGCAAAAGGUUUUCUGCGAUGUAUUGGCUGUUUAAGUUGUAUUUAUUAUGUACAAAAUGUUAAAUAAUAAAAAUUUGAAAUUUAUUCAA